This is a messenger RNA of Fomitopsis serialis, 1089 nucleotides long. RefSeq names its product Clavaminate synthase-like protein. The transcript has 10 exons. The coding region runs from base 1 to 1089 and encodes 362 amino acids. The record is from RefSeq and is a predicted model, not a curated record. Gene Ontology annotation, molecular function: dioxygenase activity. NCBI's taxonomy places the organism in Eukaryota, Fungi, Basidiomycota, Agaricomycetes, Polyporales, Fomitopsidaceae.
AUGCCGGGUACAGUCUUACCACCUGCACCACGUUGGGUCCCUGCCCCACUUACAGGGGUGAACUUGGAGUAUGCCGACCUACCCAUCAUCGACUUUGCGAAGUUGGCUACCCCCGGUGGUAGCGCGGAGUUGGCGCAGCAAGUGCACGAUGCAAUGACCACCUCAGGUUUCUUCUACGUGGUCAAUCAUGGUCAUACACAGGCAGAGACCGACAGGAUGUUCGACAUUGGGGAUGUUGCAUUCAGUCAGGUAUCUGACCAGGAAAAGAAGGCCUACGAAGGAAAUGUCAAGGAGACAGGGACGUACCAAGGCUACAAGUUGCGUCAGUACUGGCACAUCGAAGCGGGCGUGAAGGACCAGAUCGAGCACUACAACAUCAAUCGAGACGUUACAAGGAGGCAGCACCCGGAAGCUAUGCGACCGGUCCUGCCUGAAAUCAGCGAGUUCGCCAAAUUCUGUCACUUCAACAUCCUUCACCCCGUGCUUCGGCUCCUCGCCAUUCGCCUCGAGCUGCCAGAGAACACGUUCGUGGACCAAUUCAAUUUCGAUGCCGAGGGUGAUACCUGGUUUCGGGCCAUGAAUUACCCUCGUUCUAAGGACGAAGAAGAGAAGACGAAGAACGUCUGGCUCAAAGGCCACACUGACUACACCGGCAUCUCGAUCCUGUGGAGCCAACCGGUAUCCGCCUUGCAAGUGAUGUCCCCGGACGGAAGAUGGCGCUGGGUCAAGCACAUCGACAACGCAGUCGUCAUCAACGCAGGCGAAGCCAUGGAGUUUCUCUCCGGCGGGUACUACAAAGCGACCAUCCACCGCGUGGUCCAGCCGCCAGAGGACCAGCACGGCUAUCCGCGUCUGGGUCUGUUCUACUUCACCAUGCCCGACGACGACGUUCUGCUCGUCCCGCAAGUCGAGAGUCCCGUCCUGCAGAGAAGCGGCAUCAAGCGGCGCUUCGAGGACGUCGACGCUCCUACUAUGGAGCAGUGGCGGAAGGGCAGGUCCAGUCGGUACGGCCAGGUCAACCUCGAGAAGAGGACCGAUGGCCACGAGCAGGAUGUCGUCCAUGGUAUCGUUGUAAAGCACUACAACUGA